AUGGCUCCUCCAGCUGCCGAUAUUGACCUUGCUUCCAACCAGGCUAGCACUAUCCCCGUGCCGGUUAACAAAGGACCACAGUCAAGUCUACUCAAAGAGCCUUUGAAAUAUUCUGGCUCUCUCGAUAAAUACAAGUCCUUCGAUGUUACCAAUGUUAUUGGCAGAGAGUUUCCAGAACUGCAACUCAGCGGGAUCCUGCACGACGACAACCAAAUUCGGGACUUGGCCAUAACCGUCUCUCAGCGAGGUGUAGUGUUCUUCCGUAACCAGAACCUCAAUAUCGACGACCAAAAGAUUCUUGGUCAGAAGCUGGGAGAGCUUACUGGAAAGCCUGCUACAUCGAAGCUUCAUCGUCACGCUCUCUCGAAUAGCAAGCGAGGCAUCGCAGUUGACGAAAAUGGCAAGCUUGAUGAUGAAGUCUCUGUCAUCUCUUCGGAGCAAAACCGCAAGUUCUACAAGGAUCGCUACCCUGCAGAAUCCAAGAAAUUGGCUAGCGAAGGAUGGCAUGCCGAUAUCACCUUCGAGCGGAUCCCCUCUGAUUAUGCAAUCCUCAAAAUUAUAAGCAAGCCUGAGGAUGCCGGUGGUGAUACCUUGUGGGCUUCAGGUUAUGAGCUUUACGAUCGACUGUCACCAGCUAUUCAAAAACUAGCAGAAUCCUUGACUGCCACUCAUUAUCAGCCGGCAUUCAACGAGGUUGCGAAGAAGUUUGGAGAAGAACUAAUUGACCAGGACCGUGGAGCUCCAGAAAACACCGGCCUUGACUUCACCGCUUCGCACCCGGUAGUACGUACAAAUCCAGUUACAGGCUGGAAGAGUCUCUUCGGAGCCGGCCAUCAGGUUGCGGCAGGUUGGAUUGACAACGUCACACCCAGAGAAAGCGAGAUCCUGAAGGAUUACUUCUUGCAGUUGAUCACGGACAACCAUGAUCUGCAGGUGCGCUUCCGAUGGAAUGAGAAUGAUCUUGCCAUCUGGGACAAUCGUUCCGUGUUCCACACAGCAACCAAUGACUAUACCGGCAAGCGUCAAGGCAACCGUGUUGUUUCCCUCGGAGAGAAGCCUUACUUCGAUCCUAACUCGGUCUCGCGUCGUGAGGCACUUCGCGCCGCGGCCUAG
This is a messenger RNA of Exophiala spinifera, 1113 nucleotides long. RefSeq lists its product as uncharacterized. Bases 1 to 1113 code for a protein of 370 amino acids. The record is from RefSeq and is a predicted model, not a curated record. The transcript is spliced from 6 exons. NCBI's taxonomy places the organism in Eukaryota, Fungi, Ascomycota, Eurotiomycetes, Chaetothyriales, Herpotrichiellaceae. Gene Ontology annotation, cellular component: cytoplasm. Gene Ontology annotation, molecular function: 2-oxoglutarate-dependent dioxygenase activity.